Messenger RNA from Stereum hirsutum FP-91666 SS1, 396 nucleotides. RefSeq lists its product as uncharacterized. The transcript has a single exon. The record is from RefSeq and is a predicted model, not a curated record. NCBI's taxonomy places the organism in Eukaryota, Fungi, Basidiomycota, Agaricomycetes, Russulales, Stereaceae. Bases 1 to 396 code for a protein of 131 amino acids.
AUGAUCAGACGACGGACAUUCACCGCGUUGACAUUGACGGCACCCAGCUCUCCAUUCGUUUGGCAUGGAGAAGCGGGUGCGUGGCUUUUCGACUUCUUCGACUUUGACCGCAAGCGCUCCGUCAACUCUCCCCCAGGUUGGAAAGUCUUCAUCACGCCUCUGAACCCUGGGAGUAAGGCGCUCAUGUUCACUAGCGAAGUGAAGAGCUGGGAAGAGACUCAUGGCAUCCCGAAGGAUCAAAUCAAGCCCGGGGAGGAACGUUUCAGCGUACCCGAAGACGUGACCUGCAAGCUCGAGGGCCCAAGGAAUUUUGAGUUUUGGUUCCAAACCCCGAAGAGGGAAUAUACUGGCCCAGCUGUCCGGAUCGCGCAACCCAGACAGGUGUCGAGGAAUUAG